AUGGGGGAGGAGACACCGCCGCCCCCGAGCGGGAGCGAAGGCUUUGCCCUUGUCGCCGCUGAAAGAGAGGACCUGCUUGCAACUCAAGCUGAGGCGCCGGACUACUUGAAUGCCUUGGAUGCUUUGGAGGUUGAUGCCAUUCGAGCGUAUGCCGCAUUGAAAGAAAAGGUCUCCUCGGCUGCGGACCUGUGUCAGGGUGCACGCGAGCAGCUACAGGAUCUCGCAAGGCAGGCGUGGAAGAUGGCAUUCCAUGCUGACUUCGAUUUCGACGCUUCUGAGCUCGGCGAGAAAGCCCAGCAGCUCAAGCCAGAGGAUCUCGAGAGAUUUCACAACGCUUGGGCCAAGUUAGUGUACGAUGUCAAAGAGGUAUACCAAGCCAUUGGCUUCCACCGGAGGCAAGACAAUGUCAGCUUGCGAUCAUUCGUCACUUCGCACUGCUUGGGUUUCUUCUCCGACUUGCUUGAAACCUUGGUCCCGGACCCAGUCAACUCACAGGCAGACACGUCCCUUCGCUCUGCUUGCCCGUUCAUCAUCGCAGAAGCUGCUGGCCGUGUUUCAGUCGGGAACGGCUUGCCUCGUGAUGGGCAUGUGGUUUUCAGCGCUUUCCAGGGCCCGUGUGCUUAUUAUUGGAACGGCCCCACAGGAGAGUCAGCAGCGGGCAAGGACAACUUGAAGCGACUAGUGCUGGACUGGCUCAGCAAGCUGGGUGGUGAAGACAAGCCUGCCACGCAUGCCCUGUUGCAAGGAUCACUCACCGUCACGGGUAUCAUGGAGGAGUUGCUAGAGAACAGUGGUCAGCUCCAGAUCAUCAACGGCGAGCUGGAGAAGGUGAUCAACAAGAGGAGGGAGAAGAUGCUGCAGGAGCUCCGGUUUGUCAUUAGCACCAUCGACUCUGCGCAGGUGCAGACCACGGCCUUUGAGGAGAAGCUGGUGCCCCGUAACGCGUCCAACCAGCUGCUGGUCAGUGUGCUGCGGGAGAUCCUCCGCGCGCAGCACGCUUCCGCAAGCCCAGACGCUGAUCAGCCGGAGAUGGCUGGCGGGCUAGCCUUACCAGAAGGAGGUGAGGCUCAGCAGCCAAGCAAGCGACGCAUUCAGUUGCGGCUGCCGCGCAGCAAGCGCGCCAAGGCAGAGGGGGGCGGUCAGGGCCAGGGCAGCGAGAUGGAAAUUGAGCGCAUGCAGUGGAGCGCCCCGGCAACUUUGGUGCUGGCAGGUGUGCUGGAUGGCUCUGGCCAAGCUUGUGACAAGGCAGGCAAGUGCCCGGGUAGCUCAAUGGUGACGAAGCACGCAGGAUUUGGACAGCCUGCCGCAAUUCCAAAAAUGGAGAUGUGCUCCACGAACCAGUUGCUGGCUGAGGGGCUGGUUGAGCAAAAGAUCCUGGUGGACAAAAAGGCGUCAGAGACUGCCCCGCAGCCAGAGCCUGAGCUCAUCCCAGACCUCGACCCCAUUGACUUCGCAGCUAGGCGCCUCUUCGACGGCUUGGCCAGUGAAGCGGAGGGGGAGGAGACGCUGCUUGAGAAGGCCACCACUUUGAGCAUGCCCUUCAAGAUCAACAGCAAGACGGCGUGGUACAACUUCCGCCAGCUGCGCUUCAGUCGUGGCAGGAAGCGACAACAAGGCCUUGAGCUGAAGAUGCUGAGUAAGAGCCUAGUUGUGCGCUCAGCACGCAGGUCUCGCUUCCAGUUGGGGCUGGCUGUGUCAACACUGAAGAGCCACCCCUCUUCUCGGCCGAAGCAGGAGCUAGAUGGCAAGGCCCAGCAGGGCAUCCUCGCGCUCGCGGCAAAAUUCCCGGCGCGGCGUUGA
Molecule: messenger RNA, 1800 nt
Organism: Effrenium voratum
Lineage: Eukaryota; Dinophyceae; Suessiales; Symbiodiniaceae
Source: the annotation of a GenBank genome assembly